Messenger RNA from Mangifera indica (mango), 2106 nucleotides. Its product is annotated as sugar transport protein 7-like. Gene Ontology annotation, molecular function: monosaccharide transmembrane transporter activity. The record is from RefSeq and is a predicted model, not a curated record. Bases 338 to 1843 code for a protein of 501 amino acids. NCBI's taxonomy places the organism in Eukaryota, Viridiplantae, Streptophyta, Magnoliopsida, Sapindales, Anacardiaceae. Gene Ontology annotation, biological process: monosaccharide transmembrane transport. The transcript is spliced from 5 exons. Gene Ontology annotation, cellular component: membrane.
CACAUGCGUAUCUUACACUACUUUACGUUCUCUCUUCGAUUUGAGAUGGAGAGAAACAUUUAUGUCGUGAAUUUAGUCAAUUACGUACUAGAUUUUUACCGUAAGGUUAUGGAUAAAUGAGUUUAUCCAUUCUACAGAAAUGGACAUGAUACUUAUGAUGUAAUUCUAUUUAUGACAUUAUAUUGGAGUUUUCCUUAUAUUUAGUGAAUUUCCAUCUAAAGAGUCAUGAGAUUUGUUGCUUGACGAAAGAAGCAGAACCUUUUCUUGUUCCAGGUGAGAAAGAACUGAAGGGUUUUGACUGGUUGCAUCUGGUUUUGCUGAGAAGAGAAAUCUGAAGAUGGCAGGAGGGCAUAUGGGACCUGCUGGUGUGGCAAAGGAGAGGGCUGAAAGAUAUCAAGGGAGGGUUACAUUUUCUGUGGUUAUUGCCUGCCUUGUGGCUGCCGUUGGUGGGGCACUUUUUGGUUAUGAUACUGGAAUUUCAGGAGGAGUGACAUCUAUGGAUCCAUUUCUUAAGAAAUUCUUUCCUGAUGUUUAUAAGAAAAAGGGUCUUGCACAUGAAAACAACUACUGCAAGUUCAAUGAUCAGGGGCUUUCAGCAUUUACAUCUUCUCUAUACCUUGCUGGUAUGGUUGCAUCCCUAAUAGCAUCGCCAGUUACGAGGAAUUAUGGUCGCCGCACAAGUAUAAUUUGCGGUGGCAUCAGUUUUCUCAUCGGUUCAGCUUUAAAUGCUGCAGCCGUCAACCUUGCAAUGCUCCUCUUGGGUCGGAUCAUGCUUGGCAUUGGCAUUGGUUUUGGAAAUCAGGCUGUUCCGGUAUAUCUAUCAGAGAUGGCUCCGACCCAUCUUCGAGGAGCCUUGAACAUGAUGUUUCAGUUAGCAACCACCCUUGGAAUAUUUACUGCAAACAUGAUCAAUUAUGGAACACAGGAGCUUGAAUGGGGAUGGAGGCUCUCACUUGGCCUAGCUGCAUUGCCAGCUUUAUUGAUGACAGUGGGAGGGCUAUUUCUUCCGGAAACACCCAACAGUCUGAUCGAGAGGGGACGUGUCGAGGAAGGGAGAAAAGUGUUGGAGAAAAUGAGAGGAACCACGAAUGUUCAGGCUGAGUUUGAAGACAUGCUUGAUGCAAGUGAAUUGGCUAAGUCAAUAAAGAAUCCUUUCAGAAACAUCCUGGAGAAAAGGAACCGACCACAAUUGGUUUUGGCAAUCUGCAUGCCCAUGUUUCAGAUCCUCACAGGCAUCAAUUCAAUUCUCUUCUAUGCUCCAGUGUUGUUUCAGUCUAUGGGGUUCAAGGGAAAUGCUUCUUUGAUCUCAUCGGCUUUGACAGGAGCUGUUUUAGCAUUGUCAACUGUUCUUUCUAUUGCAGCUGUAGAUAGAUUAGGCCGAAGACCUUUACUUAUCAGUGGUGGAAUACAAAUGAUUUUAUACCAGGUGGUAGUUUCCAUAAUCCUGGGGAUAAAGCUAGGCAACAAUCAAGGUCUCUCAAAAGGCUUUUCAGUAUUGGUGGUGAUUGUGAUUUGCCUGUUCGUCUUAGCCUUUGGAUGGUCAUGGGGACCUCUAGGCUGGACUGUGCCAAGUGAAAUAUUCCCAUUAGAAACAAGAUCAGCCGGACAAGGCAUCACCGUUGCAGUCAACCUCUUAUUCACAUUCGCCAUAGCUCAGAGCUUCCUUUCCCUUCUCUGCGGCCUCAAGUUUGGCAUCUUCCUCUUCUUUGCUGCAUGGGUUCUCAUCAUGACCACAUUUGUCUUCUUCUUGCUGCCUGAAACCAAAGGAGUCCCAAUUGAAGAGAUGAUCCUCCUAUGGAGGAAGCACUGGUUCUGGAAAAAGAUCAUGCCCGAUAUGGAAUGAAUGUAAGAUUUUGGGGUUAACGGGCAAUUGUUAAACUUCUAUGAGCUUGUUUUUACUGUAAUUCCGCUAAGUUUAUAAGUUCACCAAAUCUAGACAUUACAAACUUAAAGUCGAUUUGACAAUAAUUGAGUUAAGCCACAAAUAUUUCAUAGAAGGCUUAGCUCGUUUUCAUCGCUAAUAAGCCACCAUAUUGAGCUACACAAGGGCAAAUGGUUACCAUGUAUACAAAUAUUGUUUUAUCAAUAAAUUUUAUUACAGUUUCA